Hylaeus anthracinus is the source of this 2950-nucleotide messenger RNA. It is a transcript of the gene Dic1, whose product is annotated as mitochondrial dicarboxylate carrier. NCBI's taxonomy places the organism in Eukaryota, Metazoa, Arthropoda, Insecta, Hymenoptera, Colletidae. The record is from RefSeq and is a predicted model, not a curated record. Gene Ontology annotation, biological process: thiosulfate transport; malate transmembrane transport; oxaloacetate transport. Gene Ontology annotation, molecular function: malate transmembrane transporter activity; oxaloacetate transmembrane transporter activity; antiporter activity. The transcript is spliced from 8 exons. Bases 603 to 1484 code for a protein of 293 amino acids.
AAGUAAUCAAAUAAUGUAAGCACUUUGGUUAAAAUAUUUUUAGAAAGUAGGAGGGUACAAUCCACAGUAUAAUGACAUAAAGUGAUAUUAUUUAUAAUUUCUUUUAGUGUAAACAGAAAUAGGAAAUUGUUAGUGCGCAAGAUUUUAACAGGGAAAAUGUGUAAAUAUAUAUAUAAUUAUGUUGCAUAAUUUGAAUGAGAUACAAUUUUGGAAAUUUUCUUUUUCGUUUUAAAAUAUUUCAUUGAUACAGUAAAAUUUCGUCGAAAAACGAUGAAAUGUGUUCCUUAUAGUUUUCGAGUGACCUUGCAUAUUAUCGCUAUUUCACGAAAAAAAUAUGAGCUAAAUGCAAUCAAUUUCGAAUCCAACUAUAAAAAUAUAGUUUUAGCCUUGAUAGAAAGAGGUGGUAUUACACGUGGCUAUCAGCUGAUGCGUGCGCGUUCGUCGAGUUUCUAGGGUCAGUAAUGUGAUGAAUUUCAUCAGACGAAGUUCAGUUUUUUUACUGGCAUGCUUAAAAACCAACAAUGAUCUAAAAAUCCGAUCGGCACCACGACAUACACUACUUAAGCAUGCUACCCUUAAUUUCUCCUAUGAAGACAUAACACAUGGAAAAAAUGGCAGAUGAAACAAAAAAAUUGUCACGUUGGUAUUUUGGGGGCCUUUCGUCUGCAGGUGCUGCUUGUGUUACCCAUCCUCUGGAUUUGUUAAAGGUUCAUUUACAAACUCAGCAAGAAGGGAAAAUAUCUGUACUACGAUUAACAACAUCUAUAAUACAAAAACAAGGAAUUACAGCUUUAUACAAUGGACUUAGUGCUUCUUUACUUCGUCAGUUGACAUACUCUACAAUGCGAUUUGGUGCAUACGAAGUAGGUAAACAAACAUUUGAAAAACCUGGACAUUCAUUACUAUUUACUCAAAAGUUACUACUGGCUGGACUCUCAGGAGCAGCUGGUGGUGUUAUUGGUACACCAGGAGAUGUGAUUAAUGUACGCAUGCAAAAUGAUAUAAAACUUCCAGCAGAACUAAGACGAAAUUACAAGCAUGCUCUAGAUGGAAUAGUAUGCAUAAUUCAACAAGAAGGUGUAACUAAAUUGUUUAGUGGAUGUUCUACUGCAACAUUAAGAGCUGCAUUAAUGACUAUUGGACAAUUGAGUUUUUAUGACCAAAUUAAAAUUAUGUUGCUACAAAGUGGUCACUUUAAAGAUAAUCCUGCUACUCAUGUAUUAUCAAGCGUAUGCGCAGGCGCUAUAGCUACAACUCUAACACAACCAUUAGAUGUUUUGAAAACACGUGCAAUGAAUGCUAAACCUGGAGAAUUCAAGGGUCUAAUGGAUUUAUUUGUUUACACUGCUAAGCUUGGUCCAUUGGCAUUUUUUAAAGGUUAUGUACCUGCAUUUAUUAGACUAGCCCCACACACCAUCCUAACAUUUGUAUUUUUGGAACAACUGAGAUCUAAUUUUGGAGUGUAUCCUUCUAAAAGCUCAUAGUAAACCUCAACCAAUUUCCUAGGACAUAAAUUAAAACACGCACGCGUGCCCACGCACAUACACAUAUUGGGCUACCAAGGUAUUUGAAUGCUUUCAACUAAAAACUAUAAUGAACAAAGUGAAGAUUUUAAACUAUUGUUAUGGCUAUAUAAUUACUUCGUAUUAUAGACACAAUUAGCAAGAUAAUAUUAGCAGAAUUCGAAGUUCUGGUAACUCAUGUGUAGGAAUUAUGAAGUAUUCAUUUUAAGUAUUUAUACGUUCGAAGAAAAAAUGAGCAGAUAGCGUGGACAGUUAUGUUAAACAUUAGUAAAAAUUUAAGAUUAAAUCAAGUUAAAACUUAAUACUAAUGGCAGUUCGUCGAAAUAUUAAACAGUCUAAUACAUUAAUAACAUUUAUUUGAAUAUUUCUACAAUAUUUGCUAAUAUAAUCUUGAUAAUUGUGUCUAAUUAUAGGCAUAGUACAUAUUUUUUAAGUGCCAGUAAAUCUGCACAUUUUGUUUGUUACAUUGUUUCACCAUCCACUGUUUAUAGUGUUGCAUAUUAGUAUUUUCAAAAAGUGUACCAGAUACACUGGCACAAAUGUUGAAUAGUACUAUAUAUUUAUUUAAACUAUUGUGAAAAUAUUGUAUCUAUACUGUUUACAAUUUAUCAUUCUUUAAGGAGUGGUGUACAAACGUAUAUUUUUAAACGUAUUUAACAAAAGAGAAAGAUAUAUUUGUUAUUAUUAAAAUAAGGUAUUUUUCAUGGUAAAUCAGGCAAUUAUUCAAUCUUUGGUUAGAACAUGUUGCGUAACACGGAUACAAGCGCUUUCAAUAAACGUUUAACGAGGUCAUGAUCAAAUACAUAAAAAGUUAAUGAUAAUACUAUCAUGCUUAGAAAAAGAACAUUGGUAUAUAAGUAAGGUAGUUUACUUCACUUAUAUACUAAUGUAUUUUCUCUAAAUAUAAUAUAGUCUUAUCAUUAAUUUGUUAUACAAUUUUUUUGUAUAUUUAUUUGUGUAUUCAAUGAUGAUCUGCUUAAUAAUUGAAAACAUGUAUAUCCAUAUUGUGCAACAGGUUCCAAUUACCAUUUAAAAUAUCUUACUCUAUUCUUAUUACCUUCAUAAGUAGAUAGUGAUCAAAUUGAUAACAGUAUGAGAACUAUCAAGAUAAUAUUUAUAGUUACUGUCUGUUUUUCUGUUAAGCACAAAGUAUUUUUUAAGCAAGAUAAUACAUUCCAUGAAAAUAUUCCUAUACUUGUGUUUUGACACGUAUACAACAUUAUACAUUCAUGUUUUAUUGAAUGAUAUUAAAACAAAUAUUGUUUAUAUAACAAUAUACUCUUUUUACAAUUACUAAUGAAAGAACUUUGAUGAUAAUAUAUGGAAAAAAAUAUUUUAUGCUGACUCUAUAUAUUGUAAAUUAAAUUAUUUUGUAAUAAACAUUAUACAUGAUUUGCCAAAAUAAAUUUAAAUUGCAAUUACAAUAC